Musca vetustissima is the source of this 1284-nucleotide messenger RNA. RefSeq names its product dnaJ homolog subfamily A member 4 (gene Droj2). Gene Ontology annotation, biological process: response to heat; protein refolding. The coding region runs from base 14 to 1216 and encodes 400 amino acids. Gene Ontology annotation, molecular function: Hsp70 protein binding; ATP binding. NCBI's taxonomy places the organism in Eukaryota, Metazoa, Arthropoda, Insecta, Diptera, Muscidae. The record is from RefSeq and is a predicted model, not a curated record. The transcript has 2 exons. Gene Ontology annotation, cellular component: cytosol; cytoplasm.
AAUUAUUUGAAAAAUGGUGAAAGAAACCGGUUAUUAUGACCUGUUGGGAGUCAAACCCAAUGCCACGCCUGAUGAAUUGAAGAAGGCCUACAGAAAAUUGGCCCUGAAAUAUCAUCCAGACAAAAACCCAAAUGAGGGUGAAAAAUUCAAAGCAAUUUCUCAGGCCUACGAGGUAUUGUCCGACCCCGAUAAACGUUCCAUUUAUGACGAGGGUGGCGAAGCUGCUAUCAAGAAGGGCGGUGCCGACACCGGAGAUUUCCGCAAUCCCAUGGACUUCUUUGAGAAAUUCUUCGGUGGUGGUUUCACAUCGGGCCGUCGUCGUGAACGCCGCGGCAAAGAUGUUGUUCAUCAAAUGUCUGUCCAAUUGGAGGAAUUGUACAAUGGAGCAACACGCAAAUUGGCCCUGCAAAAGAAUGUCAUCUGUGACAAAUGCGAGGGCCGCGGUGGCAGGAAAGGAGCUAUUGAAAAGUGUAUGCAAUGUAAUGGUGCCGGUUUGGAAUCACGCAUCCAACAAAUCGGCCCCGGUUUGGUCCAACACAUCGAACAGGUUUGUCGCAAGUGUGCCGGUUCUGGUGAGAUGAUUUCGGAGAAGGAUCGUUGCAAACAGUGUAACGGCCGAAAGACAGUGCGCGAACGUAAAGUUCUCGAAGUGCACAUUGAAAAGGGUAUGCGUGACGGCCAGAAGAUUGUAUUCAGCGGCGAAGGUGACCAUGAACCCGACUCCCAGCCCGGCGAUAUUAUUAUUUUACUGGACGAGAAAGAACAUCAGACCUUCGUUCACGCUGGCACAGACUUAAUGAUGAAGAUGCCCAUUCAAUUGGUAGAGGCUUUGUGCGGUUUCAGUAGGGUGAUCAAGACACUAGAUGAUCGUGAUUUAGUUAUCACAUCACCUCCAGGCGAAGUUAUAAAACAUGAAAUGACGAAGUGUAUAAUGGAUGAGGGUAUGCCCCUGUACAAGAAUCCACUUGAAAAGGGUCGCCUCAUCAUCCAAUUUGAAGUGAUCUUCCCCGAAUCAAUUCCAGUUUCUAUUAUUCCCGCUUUGGAGCAAUGUUUGCCACCUAGACCAGAAGUAACCAUUCCAAUAGAUGCUGAACAAGUCACAUUGUCUGAAUUUGAUCCUAAGCAACGCCGGGAUCAGCAUCAUCAUCGCAUGGCGUACGAAGAAGAUGAUCGCUAUGAGGAAGGACCCAGAGUACAGCAAUGUUCCUCAAGUUAAGAAGCAUGUGUAACUAAUUAUAAAACGGCGAAUCCAGCUUAUAAACAAACUACUCCCACAAAAAUACA